GAGGCUGGACUGGCCCUGGCUAGUGGUUCCUUCUGCAGGUGGGGCGCCAGCCUCCCUCCAUUGGCCGGGUUUAAAGGGGAUGGCCGGGGACUGCACCGCGCUCCUCGGUAGGCUGGCGGGCUGGUGGCGUGAGAGGAGCCUGCUGGGUCUUCUCAGCAUACAAUAGGUGCCUAAUUAGCACGGCCAGAGUCAGGCUGCUCCUUCCCUCCACUUCCGCCUCUCUUUGUCCACUUUUGGCGGGGAGUGGGGGAAGGAGGGAGUCAGGGAUCCUUCAACUUUGUUAAGCUCCAGUUUGGGGGGUCAAGGCCAGGUUGAAAUCCAAGAUGACACCUUGAGCACUUUUCCCAGGAGAGCUUGGGAGAGUGAAGCACAAAACAAUAACGAUUUAUUAUUCUGCCCCACCAAAGUCCUCUGGAUUUGCACACUGCGUGGCUGGAAGAGCCAGCCUUCUCCGGGAGUUCGGUUCUUGCCGGAGGGGCGCCCCGUUCAGCCAGAGGCCAAGAUGUCCUCAGUGGGGAAGGUGACCCAGGUUCCCAGCGGGAAGGUCUACCAGCAGAUCUUCGAGGCUGAGGUGCAGCUGGUCCGCUCUCUGGCAGCCACCAGGAAGCGCGCUGUGGAGAGUUCCAUGACCCCAAAGAAUGGCAGGAGACCCUUGAUGAAGAAGAUGGAUAUUCCUGAAGGGGAGAUGAUGUGUCCUCGGCAGCGGAAGUGGGCGCACAGCCUACCCAAUGACUGGGUCACGGAAAAUCCUGUUCUCUACAGGGAAAAGGAAAUAAUCAAGAAGAAAAAAGCUGAAGAAAGUGAGAGCAUCAUUGAAGCCAGAGAGGUCCGGGGCCUCAUGGACACCAUAGUUCCAGAGAGGAUCAGCACAACCACCCUGGACAGAGACUCCAAGAGGCAGGGCUACGAGAGUGCUCUGGGGAGUUUUAAGGAGGAGAUUGCUCAGAUUGGGAUGGAAAUGGAACCUCUCAUCUUAGAGCCAGGAGCACUUCUUUUAAAAAAGCUGGCAGCGUCUGAUGAGGAAAUCGACCAACUCUUCAAAAAGGUGGAAAGCGAUAUCAACCUCGAAGACUACACCAUCCAAACCCUGAUGGAGCUGUGGGAUCAGGUGGCUGAGAAGUUCCAGUUCCAGAAGCAGGGGAUUAAGGAGCUGGAUGAGACACUGACCUCGACCGAGUUCUCUCGGGCAGAUAAACUCAGAAGCGUGUUGAAGAAAUAUGUGGAAAUCAUAGAGAAAACUUCCUAUCUCAUGCAGCCCGACGUGUACACGCUGAUAAAUAAGGAAGCCAUGGUCAUAAACCAGGCCCUCCUGGGCAACCGGAGGGCCAUCGCCCAGCUGUUUGUCAACCUGAUGGAGGCCACGCUGCAGCAGGAGCUCGAGGGCCAUCGCCGCUGGCAGGGCCUGGUGGACACCUGGAAGGUUCUCAAGAAGCAGGCCCUGGUGCAGAGUUUCAGUGAGUUCAUGGCCAGUGAGAGGAUCCGGGCUCCUCCAGAUGUGAAGAAGGAGAUAGAGAGCAUGCUGAAGAACCAGAAAGCCCUGCAGCAAAAGCGGCUGGAGCAUCUCUGCACCAUCUGUGACCUUCUGCCCCCCAAUUACAGCAAAGCUCAGCUGACUGAAUGGCAUUCUUCUCUCAACUCCCUAAAUAAGCACCUCGAUGCCUACCACAUGGGCUGCGUGAUGCAGAUCCGCCUGCAGUACGAGAAGACCUGGCAGGAGUGCCUGGCCCGCGUGCAGGAGUGCAAGAAGCAGCUGCUGGACUGGAAAGCCUUCACUGAGGAGGAGGCAGAGAGCCUGGUGAGCCCAUACUUCUUCCAGAUGGUGGGAGUGCUCCAGAGCAAGGUGGAAGAGGAGCUGGAGCUCUUGGACAAAUCCUUCAAGGACCUGGCCAAGCAGACAGAAUGUCAGAGCUCGGAUCUCCUCAGCUACUUCCAAGAGGCCGUGAGGCUGUGGGAGGCACAUCAGAGCGCACUGUCCGAGCAGGAGCUAGCGCUGGAGAAGAGGAUGGAACAACAGCGGCAGAAGCACAUCCUGGAGGAACAGGCCCAGGAAGCCCACCUUGAUAAGCUCUUGGACCAACUGAGGCAGCAAAGCCUUGAGGAAACACUGAAGCUUCACCUGGAAAAAGCCAAAGAUUUUUUGAAGAAUAUGAAACACAGGUAUGAGUGUUUCCACAAGACCCUGACAAAGGAAGUGAUGGAGUACCCAGUGCUCACACUGAGAGAACUCAACUCCUACAGCUCCACCCUUAGCCAACAUUUCUAUGUUCGUGAGAUCUUUGAACAGACCUUGGAUGGGGAAGUCAUUUUCAAAUUCAGGGAACCAGAAGCACAGGAAAAGCUCUUCCAGGAGAGUAUGAGAAAACGGAGGAGUAAACAGAGAGCUCAAGUGGAAAUGAGCAGAAGUGAAGACAGUGAAAGCGCAGGAACAAGUUCAUCCAGGCUAGCGGAAGAGAUGGAAGGAGAAGAUCAAGACAUCGAGUCUUCCUUAAAUAAAGAGAUGGCAGCGAGCCAGCAGGAACAAUCUGCACUGAGUGACGAGAUGGAUGAGUCCAGUGAGGAGUCUAUUCAGGGUUUAGAAGAAAUGCAAGUUAAAAGAGACAGCUCCUUAAAACCAUCCCAGAACCAGGAAAAUGAGAAGAGGAGGAAGAAAAAGAAGAAGGAAGAGGAAGAGGAGGAGGAGGAAGAGGAGGAACAUGAAGUGGAAGAAAAGCAGGAGGAGGAGGAGGAGGAGGAGGAAAAGGAAGAACAUGAGAGUUUAUCUAUGGAUGAGGCCGAAGCCCAGGAAGAGCAUCUGGGGGAAAUCUCCUGUGAAGACAUGGAGUCCUUCACAACCUCCAGCGGACAUACUUAUUUUGUGUUCCUACCCCUGGAACAAGAAGAAGAGAGUUUCAAAAGGCCCAAUUCCAACCUUUCUACCAUUCUCAUCAAUGACACUUCCAGUGCCAACCUCCUAGACCAAGUGAUAAUUCCAUCCAGACUAGUUUUAGGAAUUAAGAAGCAACUUCGAGCUGGUUUUUUCGAGCACCUAGAGAAGUGGUUUGCCCAACGUGUCCUCAAAACCCAGGUCACCGUGGCCACCAAGAUUGAUGAGCUGGACUCAGAACUAGAGCUGCAUCUGCACCUACACAAGCCAAGAGCUGAGUGCAUUGAAAAGGACAUCCACAAUGUCAGAGCAGCUGAGCUCUUGCUUCAUCAAGAGCAGCUGGACAGCCACUGUGCUGGGGUGAUCGAGACGCUGAGAAAGGAGAGGCUGAUGUUCUACCGGUUCCAAGAAGAGCAAAACAUAAAGAGCAAAAACUUCCGCCGCAAGAUUUACGACAUGGAGCAUAUCUUCUUGAAUGCCACAAAGAGCCAGAGGCUGGUUACUCUCAGCAGCACACUGCACCGGGAGCUGCUCAGCUACAUCGACGUCGUGCAGGUGUCCCUGCGCAGCUUCCGCCAGUACUUGGAGGAGAACCUGGGCAAGCUUCACUACGCCAACAUCGAGUUCAUCAAGCACUGCAGAUUGUUUUCUGACGGAGGCAACUUUUCUGCCGAAGAAAUUGACUCACUGUGUCAUCGACUGGAGAAGGAAGCUUCUCGAAUAGAGUUUGUUGAAAGUUUAAUCAUGAUCAACAUGGAGAAGAUGGAGAAUGAAUACCUGGGCCAGGCCAAUGAUGUCAUCAAUAAGUUUGAAAGCAAAUUUCAUAACCUGUCUGUGGACCUUAUUUUCAUAGAGAAAAUCCAGCGGUUGCUGACAAAUCUGCAAGUGAACAUCAAGAGCGAGGUUGCAAAAUCCAAUCUGCAAACAGAUGGAUUGAAUUUGUCUCUGGAACAGCUUCAAAGGAAAAUAGAAAUGUGUCGAAACUCAAAGGGAGAUAAAAAAGUGGUGGCCACGGAUGACCUCCUUGGCUUGGUCCGGACUUGGAAAGAAAAACUGGGCCAGAGGAUUCAGUACCUGAAUUGCAGGCUGGACAUCGUAUACACGACUCAAGUUGUCUUUACUGAUGACAUCAUGAUCGAUAUGGAGGUGGAGAGUGACAUCCUGGUGUCUUCAGAAGUCCUUGAAGAGGAAGCCAAGGUAGACUUGGUCACCCCUGAGUCCUUUGCCCAGCCCAGCUGCAUGGGGAAGUCCAUGAUUGAAGACCCGGCUGUGGAAGUUGUCAAGAAGAUCCUGCAACUUCCCAACUCAAAAUGCUCAACCCAGCAGUGCGACAAAGAUCGGUUCCAGACAGGUAGAGACAAACAGGCCUGUGGGUCUUGGGGCACUGGCGGUGGGAAAGCCAGUGUUGCCACCGGUCCAUCCUCACCUUGGGUCCUCUGUUCUUGUCCUGGGUGCUCAUCACCCAAAGGCUUGAAGCGACACCGGAACCGGGGAGAACAUGUCGUGAGAAAGGCCCUGUCCAGUGCCAGUGCCACUUCAACAACGAGCAUCACACGGUACUCCAAGCCCAACCGAAUGGACAGAAAGUACCAGGUGCUCGGGGAGAAGCCGCCGCCGCCAGCUGAGGAUUUUAAAGGGAUCAUCCUGACCCUCCUCUGGGAGAGCAAUGAGCAUCUGCUGAAUGUUGUGGAGGAGUUUUACCACAAAGAGAAGCACUCAGUCACCAGGCCUGACUGCAUGUACGAAAACUUUGACCAGUGUGCAGAGAAUAUCUGCAAGAGGAUCCUGGAAUACCAUGUCCAGACAGAUGAGUACCAUAACUCCUGCCUCAUAGAAUUACGGGCCCAGAUGAGGAGAUUUGAGGAGCUGCUGCCCCAGGUCUGCUGGCUGGUGAUGGAGAACUUCAAAGAACACCACUGGAAAAGAUUCUGUGCAUCUGCCAAAGAGAUCCGGGGACAGUUCUGGGAUUAUCAGGAAAAGCUGGAGAUAAGGAAGGAUGAAAAUGCCCAGAAGCUCCAUCAAAAUCUCGGACAUCCCGCACAUAUCCAAGAAAUGGAGUCUCUGUGUCAGGCAGAAGAGAAAAGGCAGAACGAUUUAGACACUGUGAUUAUGGCAACCAGGGAGAAGCUUGAGGAAUUCACCAGGAAGUACGGCCGGUUUUUCAUAGCCAGCCUGGCCACCUUCACCGAGAAGUUCCUGCUGCAGUUAGAUGAAGUGGUCACCAUCGACGAUGUCCGGGUUGCAAGGAUGGAGCCUACCAAACAGAAAACAUCAAUCCUCAUACGGAGGAAACUCGCUAGGCUUUCCCUGAAGGAAGAAAGUGAGAAGCCCCUGAUUGAGCGGGGGAGCAGGAAGUGGCCAGGAAUCAAACCCACUGAAGUCACCAUCCAAAACAAGAUUCUCCUCCGGAAAACAUCAUCCAUCAUCACCACCAAAACGACCCUGGGCCACCUGGCGGCUGUGGAAGCCCGAGAUGCUGUCUACCUGAAAUAUUUAGCAUUAUUCGAAGAGGAGUUGAAGAAGAUCCAGGACGACAACACAUUGCAGGUGAAGGAGGCUCAGCGCUGGAAGGACAGCUGGAAGCGCUCCGUGGAUACCAUCCAGGGCCUGUACUUGUGACACCCUCAACCCACCCCACAUAAAGGUUCAUUUUUUAUGGACUCCUUCUCUAUCCAUCUGUCCGCCCAUCCAUCCAUCCAUCCGUUCAUCCAUCCCUGCUCUAUACCCAGCACAGUAGCUUCAUCAGUGACCAGGACAUGGUGUGGUCCCUGCCCACGUGGAUGGGUAAGGAGGACAGAGGUUAAAGGGGGUUCCAUGUGGUUAUCAGGGUUGGUGGGUCACAGGAUUGGGCCACUUAAAAUAGAGACCAGUAAUUCAGAGGACAUAAUUCCAAUAGGCAUGCUUGGCACUUCAUCUUGGAAAAUGAAAUAAUAAAAUUAUCUGGGCAUGGGUAUAUUUACAUUUAACAAAGUGUAAGAUAAUUGCAACCAUGCAACCCACAAAGAAUUCAUCCAGUCUUGAUUGGGUAUCUGCCUGGCAACUUGCCUGACCAAAUUAUAGCAUUUUGAGGAAAAUCUUCCAGGACUCCUUAAUUUUCCUAGGGGCCCCUUAAAUCUUGUGAGACUCAGAUCCUUCCCUCUGGAAGCCUCCAUCUUGCAUCUUCCUUGCUGAUUUUCUCUUCCUUGAUUAAAUGGCCUAACCAC
Messenger RNA from Herpailurus yagouaroundi (jaguarundi), 6066 nucleotides. It is a transcript of the gene CCDC180, whose product is annotated as coiled-coil domain containing 180. NCBI's taxonomy places the organism in Eukaryota, Metazoa, Chordata, Mammalia, Carnivora, Felidae. The record is from RefSeq and is a predicted model, not a curated record.